AUGGCCAUCACCAAGAUCCACGCUCGCUACGUCUACGACUCCCGUGGCAACCCCACCGUCGAGGUUGACGUUGUCACCGAGACUGGCCUUCACCGCGCCAUCGUCCCCUCCGGUGCCUCCACUGGUCAGCACGAGGCUUGCGAGCUCCGCGAUGGCGACAAGUCCAAGUGGGGUGGCAAGGGUGUCACCAAGGCUGUCGAGAACGUCAACUCCGUCAUCGCCCCUGCCCUGAUCAAGGAGAACCUUGAUGUCAAGGACCAGACCAAGGUCGACAAGUUCCUCAUCGACCUCGAUGGCACCCCCAACAAGACCAAGCUGGGAGCCAACGCCAUUCUGGGUGUCAGUUUGGCCGUUGCCAAGGCUGGUGCUGCUGAGAAGGGCGUCCCCCUGUAUGCCCAUGUCUCCGACCUGGCCGGUACCAAGAAGCCCUACGUCCUGCCCGUCCCCUUCAUGAACGUCCUCAACGGAGGUUCCCACGCUGGUGGCCGCCUUGCUUUCCAGGAGUUCAUGAUCGUUCCUUCUGCUGCUCCUUCCUUCUCCGAGGCCCUCCGCCAGGGUGCCGAGGUCUACCAGGCCCUGAAGGGUCUGGCCAAGAAGAGGUAUGGCCAGUCCGCCGGCAACGUCGGUGACGAGGGUGGUGUUGCCCCCGAUAUCCAGACCGCCGAGGAGGCCCUUGAGCUCAUCACCGACGCCAUUGAGCAGGCUGGCUACACCGGCAAGAUGAACAUUGCCAUGGACGUUGCCUCCAGCGAAUUCUACAAGGAGGACGCCAAGAAGUACGACCUCGACUUCAAGAACCCCGACAGCGACCCCACCAAGUGGAUCACUUACGAGCAGCUUGCUCAGCAGUACUCGGACCUCAGCAAGAAGUACCCCAUUUCCUAUGGUAUCUUUAGGGACACUAGGCAGGACUGA
Messenger RNA from Colletotrichum spaethianum, 915 nucleotides. Its product is annotated as enolase. Gene Ontology annotation, biological process: glycolytic process. NCBI's taxonomy places the organism in Eukaryota, Fungi, Ascomycota, Sordariomycetes, Glomerellales, Glomerellaceae. Gene Ontology annotation, cellular component: phosphopyruvate hydratase complex. The record is from RefSeq and is a predicted model, not a curated record. Bases 1 to 915 code for a protein of 304 amino acids. Gene Ontology annotation, molecular function: magnesium ion binding; phosphopyruvate hydratase activity. The transcript is spliced from 6 exons.